CCCAACCCAAACCCCCAUCCCCUCUUAAAAAAAGUCCCAGGAUUUGGCACUAGAMAGAGAAGAUGCAGAACCUAACAGUGAAAACGGUGGAAGGGAUAAAUCUGACAUGCGGCAUGUCUGGAAAUCACAUCAUCUUCACCCUGGUGCCCAUCGUGUACAGCUGCAACUUUAUCCUCGGCAUCAUCGGAAACAGCAUGGUAGUGGCUGUUAUCUACKGCUACAUGAAGCUCAAAACGGUGGCCAACAUUUUUGUUCUGAACCUCGCCGUGUCUGACCUCACUUUCGUCAUCACUCUCCCAAUGUGGGCGACGUCCACAGCCAUGGAGUACCAUUGGCCCUUCGGGGGAUUCUUGUGUAAGACCAGCGCAGGUCUGGUCAUUUUCAACCUCUACACCAGCAUCUUUUUUCUCACAGCUCUCAGCAUGGACCGUUACCUGGCCAUUGUGCACCCGAUGCAGUCACGGCGCUUUCGCACUGUGGUGUACGCUCGCAUCACUUGUGUACUGAUCUGGCUGUUUUCUUUAGUGCUCAGCAUCCCCACAGCCCUGACCAGGGACGUCCACAACAUUAAAAACUCCGAGACCACCGUGUGUGGGAUCCUGCAUCCAUCAAAAGAAAAUGAGGAGAAGCUGAAAAACCUCCUUCUGGCCAUCAGCCUUAUGAAAAGCCUGCUGGGCUUCCUUGUGCCGUUCAUCAUCAUCAUCACUUGCUAUUGCCUCAUUGGGCGGGCGCUCCUGCGGGCRAAACGCAUCCAAAAGACAUCCCGCUCCCGGGACGACGAGGUGCUGCGCAUGCUAGCUGCAGCAGUCCUCGCCUUUUUCUUGUGCUGGGUGCCCCACCAGGUGUUCCACUUCAUGCAGCUGCUCACUCAGCUCAUGCCCGGGGAGAACUGUGCCAUCCUGGAAAUCAUCGACACCGCCAUGCCCUUCACCAUUUGCAUCUCCUUCUUCAACAGCUGCGUCAACCCCAUCUUGUACAGUUUUGUGGGGCACAGCUAUCGCAAAAACUUGAUGCGUCUUUUGUGUUGCUCCUCGGGYAGAGGCAGGAGGGCUCACCCGAGCAUCAGCUCCAAAAUGAGUGCCCUCUCUUUCCGUGCCACUGAAGCGUUGAGCCUUACAGUCAAAAGUAAUGCUUCCUGUGAGGUUAAGUGACCAAAACUGAAACCAGGAUGGAAACAGGCCGGGUACAGUUUCUCCUUUUGGUUUUUGGGUUCGGAGGCUUGAGAUAGUGACUUUCCGUGUAUUUAAAACCCUCAACAAGCACUGAAACAUUUAUAAAAAUAUGGUAUUCAUGGGCUUCUGUGAGACCAAUGGAUGAUCACUAUUACAUGUUUCAUAACAUGCUGAUAAAUCUUGGGCAAUGCUAAGUAUGUCCAUGUCACUGCAUCAAAAAAAGCAAAUCUGUCUUCUACAAAAGACCAUGCUUGAAUGAAUAUCAGUUAUCCAGUUAUAUAUGCUGUAAUAGAUGUUCUGGAACGUUUUCUCAGUACUGUGAGGUAAUGUAUUGUGCAGUUUUGUGAGCUCAGCAGGUCCUUCACAGGUUUGAACAGUGAUCAAGUGCAGAAAUUCACUUCAGCGUGUUCUACCUGCAGCUGCAUUAAAGGAAAAAAUGAAAACAUGAAACAGAAUGUUGUGUACAUUUACAUAUGUAAAAUAUUGGACUGAAAUAACUAGUGCCCAUUAUGUUAUGUGGUAUUAUCAAGUCUUUGUGAAAAUGUAUAUAUGUCUGGGAGUAAMAAUUAGAGAGGCACACAAACUCUCCGGUUGUUAUUUGUAUAUGUCUAUGUGGUAUUUAAAAGUGUUGAUGGUUUAUUUUUGUUUUUUGCUUUUAUACUCUUGUAAGUGUACAUUUUGUGAGUAUAUGAAAAUAUAAAUAAAUCUUAAAAAUAUCAGA
Messenger RNA from Austrofundulus limnaeus, 1893 nucleotides. RefSeq names its product angiotensin II receptor, type 1b (gene agtr1b). The transcript has a single exon. Gene Ontology annotation, cellular component: external side of plasma membrane; membrane. Lineage: Eukaryota; Metazoa; Chordata; Actinopteri; Cyprinodontiformes; Rivulidae. Gene Ontology annotation, biological process: G protein-coupled receptor signaling pathway; neutrophil chemotaxis; immune response. Bases 63 to 1151 code for a protein of 362 amino acids. The record is from RefSeq and is a predicted model, not a curated record. Gene Ontology annotation, molecular function: C-C chemokine binding; C-C chemokine receptor activity; angiotensin type II receptor activity.